AUGUCCGACUUUGACCACGACCUCUAUGGUGACCUCGACCUCGAAGACCUCGACGCGACUCAGCUUGACGAGGAGCUCGUCGACCCGGACACGCUUGAUGCUCCGGAGCCGCCGGCACCCAUGCCGGACUCGAGGGAUGUCGCGUCCAGCUCUGGGGCGAGCGAUGCUGUUCCGGCCUUUGACGCACAUGCAGCUGCUCGCCCACACCAUAUUCCGCAGGGUAUCGACCGCAUGAAGCCCAGCGACAUGCCUGACGAGGGCAAGAUGUUUAUCGGCGGCCUUAACUGGGAGACGACAGAUGAAGGCCUGCGCGCGUACUUUAUCCAGUUUGGCGAAAUUGAGCAGUGUACCAUUAUGCGUGACCCGACAGGUCGGUCGCGCGGGUUUGCCUUCCUCACCUUCCGUGACCCAGCCAGUGUGACCAAGGUUCUUGAGCAGAACCACCAGCUCGAUGGCAAGAUGAUUGACCCGAAGCGUGCGAUCCCUCGUGCGGAGCACGAGCGUACAGCCAAGGUGUUUGUGGGUGGUCUCGCUGCCUCCGUUACGAGCGAGAGUCUCAAGAUCUUCCUCGGGCGGUUCGGCAAGGUCAUGGACGCGACGGUCAUGUUUGACCGCCUGAAUGGGCGCAGCAAGGGCUUUGCAUUUGCGACGUUUGCGGAAGAGGCGGGUGUCGAUAACGCCAUGCAGCAUUCCGGAAUUGAGCUCGAGGGCCGCGCUAUCGAGAUCAAGAAGGCGCAGCCCCGUGGCGCAGGUACCCAGGUCAAGGCCUUUACUGCGCCUGGUGGGGCGCGGACCUCGGGGUUCAACGCUACUUCAAACGUCGAGUUUGGGAUGGGGUUCGACCCUAGCGCCAUGGCUAUGAUGUACAACAACAUGGCAAAGGGACAGACCAUGGGGAUGGGCGGGGGGUUUGACCCAAACGCCAUGGCCAUGAUGUACACCAACAUGAUGAAGAACAUGGGCAUGAAUGGCGGCGCGCCCGCUAUCAACCCCAACAUGGCACGGGGGAUGGGUGGAAUGGGCGGCGGCAUGGCCAUGGGAAACAUGAUGGGAGGCAUGGGCAACAUGAUGGGCGGGAUGGGAAUGGGAAUGGGAAUGGGCGGCAUGGGUGGUGGUAUGGGCGGAAUGGCGAUGGGCGGUGGUGCUGGUGCCAUGGGCGGCAGCCGCGGCGGGCGCCAGCCCCCGAACGCACCCCGCGGCCCCGCGGCCAUGCGCAACACUGGCGGGCCGAGCGGCAUGGCGCAGCCGAUGGCACAGAGCGGCAGCGGAAACGGCAGCUCGCACGGCGGCACGGGCUCGGGUCCCCAGCGCUACUCGACGCAGGGCCAGCAACGCGCCAAGCCGUACUAG
Cutaneotrichosporon cavernicola is the source of this 1350-nucleotide messenger RNA. RefSeq lists its product as uncharacterized. The transcript is spliced from 7 exons. Gene Ontology annotation, molecular function: mRNA binding. NCBI's taxonomy places the organism in Eukaryota, Fungi, Basidiomycota, Tremellomycetes, Trichosporonales, Trichosporonaceae. The record is from RefSeq and is a predicted model, not a curated record. Gene Ontology annotation, biological process: regulation of translation. Bases 1 to 1350 code for a protein of 449 amino acids.